This is a messenger RNA of Rotaria sp. Silwood2, 414 nucleotides long. NCBI's taxonomy places the organism in Eukaryota, Metazoa, Rotifera, Eurotatoria, Philodinida, Philodinidae. The record is from the annotation of a GenBank genome assembly.
AUGCGUGCUAUUACAAAGAAGAUUUCAGAUUUUUUACAUGAAAUUAUUGCACCUGUAUUCAAUGAUCAAUGCCGUAAAACAACCAUUGUUGAUGGUACUCAUUUAAUUAAUGAACUUAAAAAAUAUCAGAAGAAAAGUCUUUUAAAAUCAUCAACUCUUUUUUUUUGUACUUUCGAUAUUCGUAAUUUAUAUACAAUGUUACCACAAGAUCAAGCAUUAGAUAUUCUGGUAGAAUUUCUUAAAAUACAUGGCAAAACAGCAGUGAAUAAAAUUGAUGUCAAAACAAUAAGAGAAUUAGCUUCGAUUGUUUUGGAAGAAAAUGUUUUUGUGUAUGGUAAGAAAAUUUAUCGACAAACUCUUGGUGAUGCCAUGGGUUCAUCAUUCACAUUAACACUAGCCAAGAUUUUUAUGUGA